Messenger RNA from Aspergillus pseudonomiae, 650 nucleotides. RefSeq lists its product as uncharacterized. The transcript has a single exon. The record is from RefSeq and is a predicted model, not a curated record. Lineage: Eukaryota; Fungi; Ascomycota; Eurotiomycetes; Eurotiales; Aspergillaceae. Bases 104 to 325 code for a protein of 73 amino acids.
UUCUCUUCGUUAUCUUUUUUAUGGUGUAGGAGCGCUCAGCCAUGAUGUAUAAAUUUUAUCCUGAACUCUACUUACCGAGUACGGAUGGAAAGAAGUUGUGUCCAUGGAUAAGAAAGAGGGAGAGGCGAAAUUUUUGUUCAGCUGCCUACCGUUAAAGCGGCACGGUGAAAGGGAACGAGGGCGCGUCGUGAGGGAACCCCGAGAACAGCAACGCGGAAUGAUUGGAAGAAAAAGGGAAUGGAUUGGCUGCGCGGUGGGACCGAACGUCGAGAGCAGGAGGACAGCGGACUGGAGGAAGCGACAGUGGCUGCAACCAUGGCGCUGACCGGGAGAAUACGUAAGGGGGCAACAGCCAAAUAGAGCGUGUACGACCUGGUGGGGCUCCCAAACAGAUUGCGUUGAGUGGGCCUGUUGAUCAACAAACCAGAGAUGACGGAAUCGCACUGGGACGAAGGGUUGGCCACCCAAGAGCCGCUAGUGGAGCGCUAAGUCAGUGAGAGUCUGAGUGAAUCCAUGGAUGAGCGCGACCGUCUGUCGCUGCUUUUGCCGCCCGCCAGUCGCCGGGCCCAGCCCCCCCCUGACGCCAGCACUCUCGGGCAACUGUGAGUCAGCCUAUAUAAAGGCCCAACCUCCCACUUUCUGAUGCUCUU